This is a messenger RNA of Nothobranchius furzeri (turquoise killifish), 1692 nucleotides long. RefSeq names its product ring finger protein 170 (gene rnf170). The record is from RefSeq and is a predicted model, not a curated record. Lineage: Eukaryota; Metazoa; Chordata; Actinopteri; Cyprinodontiformes; Nothobranchiidae. Gene Ontology annotation, molecular function: ubiquitin protein ligase activity.
AGGAAGUAGAAGGUAGCUAGAGAACACGAGGAAGACACAAACUACUACAUCACGAUGAAGUGUUGCAGCAACAACACAGUCAGAAAUACUUGACCUGGUCACUUGUCUUCAUCAUUUAACUUUAUUAUAAAAAUGGCUAAAUGUUUAGACAAAGUGAGUUGAUUGACAAGUUAAGCUAGUAGAAGAACUUUCGCGUGAAAGCGAAAAUCUUGUUGGCUAUGAGUUUGGACAAUGGAGGAUAGUCAGUGUGGGGACUUGGACUACCUAAUCCAGGAUGAGGACACCAUCAUUGAGGGUGUCAGCAACCAGGUUUUGUUCGUGGUGGUCCUCAGUUUCACCUUCCUUGCAGGCCUUCUGACUUUGAUCUUCAGGCAGGAGCAGCAGAAUAUUCACCCUGAGAAUCAGGAGCAUGUCCGGGCCGUCAGGCAACAGCUCCAAACUGAUCAGGAUGAAAAUCCUCAGACAGAAGCCAGGCUGCAGUAUUACACAGACAUGUCCUGUCCUGUGUGUUUACAACAAGCUGUUCUGCCUGUGGAAACCAACUGUGGACAUCUUUUCUGUGGUUCCUGCAUUCUAGCUUACUGGAGGUAUGGCACCUGGCUGGGUGCCAUCCACUGUCCAAUCUGCAGACAGAUGGUGACACUACUGUUUCCAUUAUUUCAUGAGGAUGCUGCUCCUCCGCGGGUGCAGGAUGGAGAGGCAGAACCUCAGUUUAUAUUAAGAGAUGUCAACGAUUACAACCGUAGGUUCUCCGGCCAGCCAAGAUCUAUUAUGGACAGACUACGGGACGUGCCCACGUUGCUCCGUCACGCCUUCAGGGAGAUGUUUUCUGUGGGUGGCCUCUUCUGGAUGUUCAGGAUCAGAAUCCUACUCUGCCUGGUCGGCGCCAUCACCUACCUGGCCUCGCCGCUCGACAUUCUGCCCGAAGCACUGUUCGGCCUCCUGGGUUUCCUGGAUGAUUUCUUUGUGAUUCUCCUUCUGUUUGUCUACAUUUCUAUCAUGUACAGAGAAGUGGUCACGCAGAGACUGAAUGGUUAGGCGAUCACUGAUCAGACUUGAGCGAGGACUUCUAGAAACUGAAUAAAUGCUGAAGUUUCCUCCGAGGGCUUUGCUUUAAUUAAACGGGCUGUUUUAGAAGAGGUUCGCCUAAAGAGUUCUGGUUGUUUUUAUGUAUGAAAGUUCUAAAAGCUUGAAUGAAACAUGGUUAGUAACAAUGAAGGCUGAAGAAGACCGGUGUAUGGUACUUCACCCAGGCUGAACAUCUCGUAAGGAAGUGAUCAUCCUGACUGCUUUUGACCUUAUUUAUGAAAACAGAUAUUCAGUUCAGCCAAGUGAAAACAAAAACAUCUUUAAAGUAUUGAUUUAAAGUUCUUGAUUUCUUGACAUAAAGUUGAUUUAACCACAGUUGACGAGCCAAAUUAACAUUUAACUGUGGUUGUUGCAGCUUUUCUGACCAUUUAAAUUGACGAAUGCUGUUAUUUCUUUUACUUACAACUAAUCAUCCUGUUAGAUGUGUGAGUGAAUCCCUAACAGUUCGAUCUUCAUGUUAAACAAUUGGAUUAGAUGCAAUCCUGAGAUUCAUGCAUCCGGAUAUUCUGAUUACGCAAGGCAGUUGUAAAAAAUGCAAAAUGUAUUUCUUGAUUAUAAUAAUAAACAGAAAAGUGACCAUUUUAAAAGUCACAUUGAAAAUGA